CUCACGCAUAUAUAUUUUGUAAGUGAAACCUAAAGUCCUCGCUGUAAUGUCAGCUGCGAUUCUUGUGCCCGCUGUUGUCGGUGGUGGAAUAUUGCUCAUUGUUUCUGAAUGUUUUCGCCUGGAAGAAAGCGGUACAGUUGCUCCGGCACCCGGCAGAUAUGAUGGGUGGAAUAUGAUGGAGGGAAAGACGGUCAUUUUGACCGGAACGAACAGUGGCAUAGUGAAAGCCUUUAGCCGGAAGCUGCACAAACCAGUGUUUAGUAAUGAAGGAAGAACAAAAAGUUGACGUGCUCAUCUACAACGCAGGCAUCUACCAGUGUCCCUACACCAMGACUGAGGAGGGUUUCAAGAUGCAGCUGGGGUUCAACCACCUGGGUCACUUCCUCCUCACCCACCUCGUCCUGGACUUCCUCAAGCUCUCCUCSCCCAGCCGCGUGGUGGUGGUCUCCUCCRAUCUCUACAAGUAUGGCAGCAUCAACUUUCGAAGACCUCAACUGUUGUGGUUUGUUGAAGUUAUUUUGUGUAUAUUGUAUUCCUUAGCACAAACCAGUUUGCACCGGAAAAUGAAAAAAAACGAACGUUUCUUAUUUGACAAGAGUUCAGGKUAGUCCUUUCCUGUUUCAGACAGUUUUCUUCAAUUUGGUGCCUCAUGAAUACAACCCUUGUGUAAUGUCUUUUGUGUUUCUAUGGAUGAUUUUCCCCUUGAGGGAUAAUAAMAUUUUCUACUUCUACUACCACUCCAGUGAGAGCAGCUGCAACAAAGCGUCCUGUUACAGCCAGAGCAAGYUGGCUAAUAUUCCCGUGAGCUGACCCGGCGCUGGAARAGGAGGGCGUCAUGGUCAACACACUCUCCCCAGGCAUGGUGAGGACCAGGCUGGGGAGGCACAUCUACAUCCCCCUUCCUGGCAAAACCUCUCCUCUACCUGGCCUCGCUGGCCUUCUUCAAGAGCCCACUGGAGGGCGCUUGGACGCCGCUCUACCUGGCGUGUUCG
This is a messenger RNA of Salvelinus sp. IW2-2015, 992 nucleotides long. Lineage: Eukaryota; Metazoa; Chordata; Actinopteri; Salmoniformes; Salmonidae. The record is from RefSeq and is a predicted model, not a curated record.